Messenger RNA from Linum trigynum, 546 nucleotides. The record is from the annotation of a GenBank genome assembly. Lineage: Eukaryota; Viridiplantae; Streptophyta; Magnoliopsida; Malpighiales; Linaceae.
AUGUCCAAAGCAAUGAAAUACAAGAAGAGGCAGCGGUGUUUGCAGCAGCAGAAGCAACGGAAGCUGCUGGAGUGCUCCUCGUCUACUAAGAAAGAGGCUUCAACGGUUGUUGCUGUUGGAGGAGCUACCACCUCUGAACCGGCCUGUAGCUCUUCAGAAGAAGAAGAAGAAGAAGGCGACAAUAAGACAACAUCAUCAGUAGAGAAGUCAGUCAAGGGCAAAAAGAGGAGUAUUGAUGUUGCCCUUCAACCCUUUGACAGGACAGAUUAUAUGUGUUGUGUUGAAGAGGAACAAGGAGAAGAAACGGAUGUGGAUGAGAUAAUGCGUCGAUGUGACAAUGUUGAUUCUGAUUCUGGCACAGAAGAAGAAGAAGAAGACGACGACGACGAGGGUAAGAUGACAGCAUCAUUAAAGAAGUUAGUCGAGGACCUUGGCUGGACAGAUUAUCUGUGUAGCGGAGGCCGUGAUAAUUGGACAUGUAAAGGAUCCCACCCUAAUCGUUUGUUUCUUGAUGCUGAUAUUCGUAGGUAUUUAUCGCGAAAGUAA